GCCUAACGCGUCUGAGUGACCCACCGCGGCCCCAGGAGUGUGCCCGAUGACCCGAAAUCCUGAACUAAAUCACGUUUGAUGCAGAACCACUUGUUCAAAAGAAAGAUGUCUCUCCUGUCCGCAGGAUCGCACUGCUCGCCAUGUCGCCAACCCACAAUACUCGACUCGUGCUCGCAGAGCGGCCGACCGCGCAGGUGAUGCCCUCGACAUUCCGUCGGGAGGUCGUGCCGUUCGACUUCAAAGCGGGUCCCGGGGAGGUCCUCGUCAAGGUUGAAUAUGUCUCGAUUGACCCGGCCAUGCGAAGCUGGUUGAACGACCGGAGGAAUUACAUCGAGCCCGUGAAGAUUGGCGAGGUUAUGAGGGCUUUCGGGUUGGGUGAGGUCGUCCAGGCGGGUGAAGGGAGCGGGUUUACUCCGGGCGACCGCGUUGCCGGUGUGCUCGGGUGGCAAGAGUAUGUUGUGUUGAAGAACACGGCGGUGCGAAAGGUGGUCGUGCCUCGCGGGGCAGAAUACCUGGACUUCUUGGGGCCGCUGAGUAUGACUGUGAAGCCUGGCGAGACCCUUGUCGUCUCCGGCGCAGCAGGCGCGACAGGCUCUAUUGUCUGCCAGAUCGGCAAGCAGAAGGGCGCGAAGGUCUACGCCAUCGCCGGGUCGCAAGAGAAGUGCGAAUGGCUUGAGAAAGAGCUCGGCGUGGACAAGGCCCUGAACUACAAGAGCCCGACGUUCCACGACGAGUUCAAGAAGCACGUUGGCUUUUUCGACGUGUUUUUCGACAACGUGGGUGGAGAGAUCCUGGAUUUCUCAUUGACGAGGAUGAAGAAGAAUGCUCGGAUCGUGCUUUGUGGUGAGUGUCGAUUCUACAAAGCAUACCUGAACGGAAAGCCCAGAGGAUUGACCGGAUAUCUCAACCUCAUCUCUCAGCGGGCGAACAUGGAGGGUUUAUCAUGUGCCUUCGACCACGCCGACCGCUUCCCAGCUGCCCUGCAGUAUCUCGGCGAGAGGCUGCAAGACGGCAGUCUCGAAGGCGCACCUUCAGCGAUGAACCUGCUGUUCACAGGUGGCAAUACAGGUAAACUGUGGUACAUUCACUGACCUAUUCAUUUUACAUGGGCUACAUCACUGAUCUUUGACAAAGUGUUGUGAAGAUUGCGAGAGAUUCGAGGCGAAGCUCUGAUCAUGUCAGUGACCUCGUGUUAAAUACAUUCGAGUCUACUCAGGGAACUUGGAUGUGCGCUCAGUAUGGUGGCCUGUGC
Messenger RNA from Fomitopsis serialis, 1252 nucleotides. RefSeq names its product alcohol dehydrogenase. Gene Ontology annotation, molecular function: oxidoreductase activity, acting on the CH-CH group of donors, NAD or NADP as acceptor. The coding region runs from base 141 to 1091 and encodes 316 amino acids. Lineage: Eukaryota; Fungi; Basidiomycota; Agaricomycetes; Polyporales; Fomitopsidaceae. The record is from RefSeq and is a predicted model, not a curated record. The transcript has 7 exons.